CUGGCUGGAUGGCCAAGCGAGGAAGAGCUCAAUUUGUUGUUUCUCAUACUCAUUUUUGUGUGAAAUCCUUUUGGUUUCUUUAUGGGCAGCGACAUCAGUAAACGCAGUAAGAGGGAGGGAGCAGCAGCUCAGCGUCGACUCAGUCAUGGGUUCCUCUCAGACAUGGGGGGCUCCAUCACACACAGACUGGGACACUCAGUGGUGUAUUCUGGGCCUGUGGGAAAGGAGAGCAGAGCGCCCGUCCCCACACUACUGCUGCCUCCAGAGGACACAGAGACGACUCAUCCAGCUUCCAUCUCUGUCUUUCUGCCUGAGUUCCCACAGCGUGGACUUCCUGGACGAGACCACUUCCAGAUCCUGGGCUUCAUAGCCAAAGGCUCAUAUGGACCCAUCCUGAAAGUGAAGGACAUUACCAAAGAGAAGACCUAUGCUGUUAAGGUUCUACCAAAGUCCGACAUCUUGAAGCAUGGAGUGCUGGAGCAGUCAAAAGAAGAAGUCAUCAUUCAGCGGCAGAUCAAACACCCAUUCAUCCACAAUCUGCAGGACUGCUGGCAGACACAGCGCCAUCUCUUCAUUAUGUGUGACUACUGCAGCACUGGAGACUUGUACACUUACUGGUUACUGAAGGGCCGGUUUGGGGAGGAUGUGGUUCGGCUUUUUGCUGCAGAGCUGGGCAGUGCGCUGGGAUUUCUGCAUGACUUAGGGAUCAUACAUAGAGAUGUAAAGAUGGAUAACAUUCUUUUAAGUGAUCAAGGCCACCUUCGUCUGUCUGAUUUUGGACUCUCGCGGCGGCUGAAACGAGGAGGAAGGGCAUUUACCAUAUGUGGGACCAUCCAAUACAUGGCUCCUGAAGUUUUAAGUGGGGGUCCGUACAACCACGCUGCGGACUGGUGGUCUUUUGGCAUUAUGUUGUUCUCACUGGUGACAGGAGAGUUUCCAGUACCUGCAGAGCCGGACCACAGCACCAUGUUGAACACGGUCACAGAGUUUCCUUAUGUCCUACCUGAGACCUUCAGCUCUGCUCUGAUCUUACUGCUCACCGAGCUUUUGUGCAAGAACCCACUGAACCGGCUUCGUAACCUGGAGUGUUUCAAGAUGCAGGCCUUCUUUCGUGGCACUUCAUUCGACUCUCUCAUCCUUCAAAAGAUGCCUGUUAAAGUCAUCCUGGAGCUCAGGACUCAUCCUGAUUGGACAUCCAAAGCAACGAGAGGCCUUUCAUUGGACUACUUUGCUAACUUUGACUGCGAUAAAAUCCUUCAUUCUCCGACAUCUCCCACUGAACUGUCUCCUACGUUGGCCAACAUGGACCUGAGCCCAGCUACAGAGCAAGCUUGUAAAGCAUAAGACUGGACUAUGUUUCUGAGAAGAAGUUGACUGGAAAUGAGAAACUCUGCAAAUAAUGAAUAUUUCUCUGAUACACAUCACAACGUCUUAGACUUUGCUUUUAUAUUUUUAUAGUGUGGGAAAGUUGUCUUUUCCUCUGAAUUAACCAUAUUUACAGAUGUGUAACCUGCUGUGUUCCUGCAGCCAACUGGCUUAUUAUUUCAACCACGUUCUGCUCCAUUUUUAUUGCUGUCAGUAUAUAAUAAAGCAAAGUUGAAGGGUACCUUUUAAAUGAUUAUCAUUAUUUGUUGUUUAUUUAUCGAUAAAUGGACAGUAAUAUUCUGGCAGCAGCUUGGCCUGUAAACUACUGGUAAUUCACAGUAAGCAUACUGUUUUUAAAUGUUAAGGUAUUUUACUGUAACUACACGUAGACAUUUCUUACCGUAUUAUUCAAAUUUACAGUAAUAUACUGGCUGCAGUGUAAUUCCCGCCUUUUCCUUUAUUUUCCCAAGAUGCAUUGGUAUUAACAGUAAAUACCUGUAAUCAGUAACAUUCGCAGAUAGUGCUGUAAUAUUAUUAUUUUCUCCCAGAAUGCAUGGCCAUUUACAGUAUGAUCCUGUAUGAGGUUAAGUAAGAUACUGUGAGAUUUUAGCUGUACAUUUACGUCACAGCUUUACAGUGUGUCAGAUCAUUUCAAGAGGUUUAUCCUUACAUUUUGAAAUGAAACUUUUGUAAGCAAACAUUUUGCACUCUUUGGUACAGUUAUGAUCUAUGAGCUACUCUCACAUGCACUUGUAUUAAUUGUUUGAAUAUUACCUUAUCACCAAAAGCAGUCAUUACAAAUGCUGAAAUACUAUUUAUGUGCAUCUUCAUUAAGAGUAGUCAUUAAAUCCUGUGUGAAGUGUGAAUUGUGUUUUACUGUUUAAAUGGUGAAAAUAAAACUUAUAUUAUUA
Molecule: messenger RNA, 2276 nt
Organism: Perca fluviatilis (European perch)
Lineage: Eukaryota; Metazoa; Chordata; Actinopteri; Perciformes; Percidae
Gene: rskra
Product: ribosomal protein S6 kinase related a
Exons: 12
Coding region: 82-1344 (420 amino acids)
Biological process (GO): protein phosphorylation
Molecular function (GO): protein serine/threonine kinase activity; ATP binding
Source: RefSeq, a predicted model, not a curated record